Messenger RNA from Pocillopora meandrina, 16430 nucleotides. NCBI's taxonomy places the organism in Eukaryota, Metazoa, Cnidaria, Anthozoa, Scleractinia, Pocilloporidae. The record is from the annotation of a GenBank genome assembly.
CAAGCAAAGUUAGACAUUGUAUGAGAUACUGAUGGCGGACUUUCGCUGCCGGUGAAGACUUCACGUUUCAUUAAGAUCGUUCAAACAACCGCAAUGUCCUCUAAGAGUACAGAUUCGAGGCAGAGGUAUUACAAAAACAAAGACAAAGAUCAAUCGGUGAGUAAUAUAUUUUCUGAUGUUUCACUGUUGGCGGGUGAAUUUGAAUGAGUGUCGGCAUGCGACAGCUGCAUCGUGCAGCAUGUGUUCACUCACGACAAGUUGUAACUUUAGCCAUGAGAGUUAUACCCCAUCAAAGAUGGUUUUUCGAUUUACUGGACAUAACUGAUCAUUACUACCUUACGAGAAGUAGGAGUUCUCAGCCCGUUCACGUUCUUGUUUUUUGUACUGAGUGGUGUGUACCUCAUUGCACAGAUUUUUCCUACAAAUAGUUAAAAGUUUUCAUGAGGUCUCCUGUGAAAUUUUUUUCGUAUGUUUUUCAUUCACUAAGUACUUUCAUUUUAUUUGAUAAGGUUUGUUUGCUUCCAUUAGUGAAAAUUUGUGUUUGUGAAAAUUCUGUUUUGUCUCAUGGUUUUGGCAGCGUUCCCAAAAUUUGUGGCUAGCCUGAUGUGUAAGUCUGUAGUUGUUUCUUUCGCUAAAAUUUUUUGGUAUGCCAGGUUGGUCUCUCUACAUUUUCCCUUUUGUAAGUAUUGUUUUUUCUUUCUGUGGUUGCUUGUGUUUGCUGGUUUUGUCCAAGUGCUGUAUGUUUUGAUUCUAUGAUGCAGUCAUGGCUUUCCUAUGAAGGAUGCACAAGUAGCUGAUUGUCAGAUUGUGUCUGGUAUAGAUCUUGUAUGGUGCAUAGUCUUUCAGGAAGCGUUUGUUGACUAUGAAUUGGAACUUUUAUCCAGUGUUAGUUUUUACCUUUAAAUGCACCAAAGGGUUGUGCCAUGUGAUGUUCCUUUUCCUGUUCUUGUUCUUUUCUUUUGGUUGCUCUGUUUUGGUUUAAAACCAACCUGCACUAUUAGCCACUCUUAUCUGGCACCUUUUGGUAAGGGGCAAUGGCUUUCAUAAAGACUUCUACGCUGAAUAGAUUGUUGGUUAGUUGUUUUUUUGAUGUCUUGUGGGAUAUUUCCUAUCCUAUUACUGGAAAAUGGUUAUUGUACUAGCAGAUAUACAACAGUUUGUUUUUAAUUUCAUACAUUACUAGUAGCAUCAGCUUGAAGGGUUGAAAGCCAUAGCUCUGUCAAACAAAUCUGUCAUGAUGUGGAAUGUACUGUUAAAGUUUUGGUUUGUCCAUGAUGAAUCUUUGAUGCAGCAGGAUUAAUUUGGUUGUAUUGCAAGGUUAUGUUAAUUUGCAAAAAUAAGCACAAUUCAUGAAAUUCUCAGUUAUUGACCUUUUCCUUAUAUACAGAAGAAAUCUUUUCAGGUACAUAGUCAAAAUCCGCCCGUGGCAAAUCUUCCAGUUGUUUAUUUUAUUCUCAGCCAUGAAAAUGCCAUUACCAAAGCCACUGAGUAUAAAACUUUCUGUGUUUCCUUUUGUAUUUUUAUUUCCUUCUUCUUCCAAGAAAUUUUUAAGGUCACUGUCUGUAAGUGAUACCAAUUUUUAAGUGUUUAAGCAGCCAUAAUCCAAGAAAAUUUAGACAUACAACCUUGGAUAAUGAAUGGCAAAUGCUUUGCCAUUCAUUCUUCAACAUGACAGAGUGGUAUGACAGGCAAGUGUUGUGCCAGCAGCUGAUUGGCAGUAUCAAGUGCAUGAAAAAUUAUUUUAUUUUUCACAUUUGUUGUCAGGCUUUUCUCAGGGUUGGGAAUCCUUCUAUAACACUGCAGUUUACAUGAUAAAAGAUUUUACUAAUUUGAAGUGUCAACAAGAUAGUUCUUGUGAAGACCACUGUAGGACAGCAAGUGUAUCGUGAUGUUUAUAUUGUUUUCAGGAAAAACUGCCUUAGAAUUAUAACUUUCCAAGGUCACAACUUGGAGCCAUUCAGUUUUCUGGAUUUAAAUUUUCACAUACAAAUAUCUUUAAGGAUGAUGUACAGUAGAAAAUACACUGUACAUGGUACACUCUGUUUACUGUACUAUCAUUGUUGAUUCUGUGAUUUGUUCUUUUUUGCGAAGAAAGGGAGUUUGCACCAGUCUGUGGCAGGCUGGAAGCUAAGUUGAAUGGAAGGAGUGCAAUUUGUUAUUAGUUUGUAUUGUCAAGUAAUAAAUUUCUCAUUUCGUAGUGAGGUAUAGCUUGCACAAGGAGUUCUUAACAUGACAUGCCUUUCUUCUUCUUUUUUUUUUUCAGGCACUAAGACAAAGGAGGAAUGAAGUCACAAUAGAGCUAAGAAAGGUUUCUUGUUGUAUUUGUUUUUAAGGGCAUUCACUUUCUCUCUUUGUUGCUUCAUGCUCUUGCCAAUGUAAAGAGUAAUUUCACUUCCAGUUUUCAUAUUUUGCACAUUUACAGUGGGGUAGGGGGUAAUACCUACAAGUACAACAAAAUGUUUUUGUUUUUCUUUUAUUUAUUUUUACUCACAUUCUAAAUCUAGACUAUUUUGAUACUGAAAUGUCUUAAAUCAAGCAUGAAGUAAGAGCUGCGACUGUAACAAAGAGUCGUAGGAAAACUUUAACAGGAUUGCAUAUAUUUUCUCGAACACUCUUACAAAUUUUUCUUACAAAAUAUUUGGCUUGAGUUCCCAUCUUUGAAGAGUUUAUUCUUGGCUGAUAUUCUCAGUUUGAUUGAAAAUGCUAAUUUUCCCUCUAUGAUUCCUUAAAUUAACUAAUACUUAAUCUUAAUUUACUGGUUAAUUUGUAUCAAUAACAGGCCAAAAGAGAUGACUGUGUUCAAAAGAAGAGAAAUGUCCCACAGGAUAUUGUGGAUGAUAAAGAGGAUCACCUACAGGUUAUUACAUAGCUCUUAAUGUGGAUAUUUAUUAUGUCCAGGCUUUAGACAGAAUAUGCAGGGUGAAAGGAAAAAUUUAUGGAGGAAAAGUCUAAUUGAAAAAUUCAACUUUGUUAAUCAUCUUCUGACCAUGGAUCCUCUAUUGCAAAUGGCCAUAAAUUUCUCAGUCAGACAGGAGUUGCAGUUUAAAAGUAGUUUGUGAGCUGUUGUAGCGUGGGCAUGUCUGUAUUAUCCAUCUUUCUCUCCAUCCAUUUGUCCAUCCUUUUAUCCAUCAGUCUUUCUGUCUUUGUAAUAUUUUUUUGUAUUUUAACAGGGAAAGAGUCUGCAGAGUAUUGUUGUGGUAAGUUUUUGUUGCUUACUGGGAACAAAAAUAGUGUAAUGUACUUCAACUGGCCUGUUUGUCGAUUACUGAUUUUGGCUUAAAUAACACUAAUAUGUAAAAUAAAACAGUAUUGAUGGUUUUUUGUGUGAUUAUCAGAGCAAUUUUCAAUCAAGUGUAAAACUUGAUUGAAAAUUCACCACAUGAUUGAUUUGCCUCUGAUUAAGUUUGGAGAUUCUCUUUACCUCUUCACACCCACAUUAUACAGAGUAGCUUGCAUUUCUUUGUUAAAUAAAAACUGUAAUGUUGUUAUAUGAUAAUGUUUUCAGUAAGUAAGUAACAACUUUAUUUAAAGAGGGUGGCACUGACAAGUUAUCAGGAGAUAAUGAAAGACAACUUAAGCUAUAUAUUACAUGUAGGCAUGCAUUUUCCAUUCUUGAUGUAACUGGCCAGUCUGGAUCACUAUGUUUGAGUAAAUUAGUCACAUGUAACUUUAUCGUGUCUAGAAUGCAAGUAGUCAAGACCCCAAAGAGCAACUUGGUGCUGUACAAGCAGCAAGGUACAUAUGUUAUCUAGUGUACUGUGUCUUGUUAGAGGUCCCAGCAGCUUUGAUUUCAAGAGCAGCCUGGAAAAUUUACAAUACUGCAAACUUCAAAUGGGUUUGGUAUCUGAAAUAUUUUUAUAAGUUGUUUUGGCAGAAUUUUGGUGAUUUUAAAUCUAUUACUGCCAACAAAAGAUUGGUUGCAUCAAUCACUGAGCACUGUUGUUAAUUCUUUUGAGUAACUAUGUUUGUGUCUGCCUCCAAUGUUCUGUAGGACUGCAUUGUGAAGCUUGGAUUUUUAAAUUUAAGCUUUGUUUAAAUACCUUUUCAAAUUUUUUGCUAGGAAACUACUUUCUAAAGAUCGCAAUCCUCCCAUUGAUGAACUGAUAGAGUAAGUUUAAAUAUAUUUUGUUUUAGUUAUUAUCAAACCUGAAAAUCCAAUGUUAGGAAAAUUAAUUAUAUGUUCAAAGCACAGCAAUAUAAAUGAAUAUUAGCCUUAAGAUAUUGAGAGGGCAUUGUAACUAAGGUAUACUCACACUGGUGAGAGUUGGGACAUGCUCCAGUAGUUAGAAGUUACCACCAUAAGGAUGAUUGGUUUUAUUUUUAAAAUGAGAGUGAAAGCAUGUUCUGGAUACUGGGACAAAGAAGUAGCAUUUUUACAGGUAUUUUAAAGAGGUUGGCUUUUAGUGAAGGUUGAAUGGUAUGCUGACAAAGUGGGCAUAAAUGUUCCUACAGUACAUAAUUAGUGGUGUUACAGAAUGAUGUAAUUUCAUUGGUUAAUACAUCACCAGUAUUUGAAAUGUGUCAAUUCAAUGUUCAAUUCAUUUUCAUUUCUACACUCUACAUUUAGGUCUGGCAUUCUCCCAGUUCUUGUAAAAUGCCUUGAAAGAGAUGACAAGUAAGUUGAUCGUAUGUGUAAACAAAAAAUAAAUUGUUAACUCAUCAAAUAAUGUAAGGGAUUUACCAUUCCCCCAUUUAUUUCACCUCAAUUUUGAAGUUUUGGGUUCUACUUUUCGAAAUGCAUGCUACAACCUUAUCUGAGUAUCAUAUAAGUGUUCUUUAUGACCAACAAAUAUUCCGAUGACCUCAAAAUUUUUUGGUUUUGUGGGCUUGCUGUCUGUAUUUUUCCCCUGUUCAACAUUGUACUAAAUAGAGGAUAUUGCAUGGUGGCAAGAAGAUGAAUUUUAUGUUUGACAUAAAAUUCAUAUCUUUAAGCUAAUGUGUAAUUUUCUUUUUAUUGUAUAUGGACAAUAAAUAGACAUGAUAGAGACUUAAAAGUUGGCUCUAUGAAAAUACUGGGUAUCACUUGAAACAAAAUACCUGUUGCCUAAAUUAUAAGAAGGUUUUCAUGUAGCACUGUCAGCUAGACCAAAAUAUUUGUGAGCUGGUUUUAUCUGCCCAGUGAAAAUUCAGUUACUGAUUCUGACAUGAAUCAUUGCAUACUAUUAUUUACAAACCUUUGAAGGCUGUUCAGCACAAACAGAACAAAAAUUUACCUUUGUUUGUCUCUUUCACUGUAGUGAGCAGACACUUUUGACUAUUCCUUAUUACUACAACUACGUAAAUACAUGUACCUUUAAAUGCGUACAAUAAUAAGGGUGCUUUUGAUUUUUGUGGUGUUGGGAAGGUUAUCUCUCAUUGAUUUAAUUUUCUGAUUAUUAUUAGGGGUUUCAAUGAGCUAGCAGAAGUCUGCCACUGCAUAAAGAACUCUUGCCAUUUUCUGUUUUGAUUCUAUUUUUAUAAGUUUGUAUGACUCAUGUCAAGGUCACAGCCAUUUGUUUGGCAGUUGGAAGCCCCUGGAUAAAAAGGUUACUUAAACCCUGUGGUUGAUUUUCUUCUUCCCUCUCUUCCACUUCUCAGCCCUUCUCUUCAGUUUGAAGCUGCUUGGGCUUUAACCAACAUAGCAUCAGGUACAUCAGAACAAACAAAGGCUGUAGUGAAAGCUGGUGAGUAUGAACAGUAAUACUACAACUUCUGUUGCUGGGUGCAUUCAUCAACUUGUUUACUGUUUUAUUUUUUAGGUAACCUAACCCAGCUUAACUUAACUAAACUAUUAGAAGAUAAUAUAAUGAUUGAAAAAUUGACAGUUUUAAAAUCACUCUAUUUGGUUCUAGAUGCUGUUAAGUACUUCAUGAAGUUACUUGGUUCUCCACAUCAGAAUGUGUGUGAGCAAGCAGUUUGGGCACUAGGGAACAUUAUUGGUAAGAGUUAAUAGAUGUUUAUUCAAGAUACCUUGAGGGUCAUGAUUGUUAAAUAUCCUAUUGUUUAUUUCACUAGUAAACUUAUAGAAAAUUGAAAUAUUCUGUGUUCUGAUUUCAGUUUAAUUUAGAAAAGUAAUGGACCACACUUUCUAUCAGUUUCCUAGGGUAUUAACCAACUUGGGAUGUUGGGAGAACACUCGAAAAGUUUGUAAAUCACUUGCCUUGAGCUGGUGACUAACAACCUUUGCCUUUGUUCUUCCAGCAUCCCAAGUGAGUUAUUUCACCUGUAAUUUUGGCAAAAAAAAUCGUUGAAAGUGCAUUGUUGAGAGUUUGAAUUAACAUUUCCCAAAGUUCCUUGGGACCCAAGAUAAACUUUGGUCAGAAUACUGAACACUUGUCCAAUAAGUGAUAGAGGUUAAAAGUAAUUAAAUUCUUGUAAGAGUUACAUAAAAGGUUUAUCUAUAGUUCGUGCUCCUGGAUUGAUACAGUGCUUGUGUUAUGCUUAUUGAUGUAAGACAAAGGAAAAUUAGAAAUUAAACUUGCAUGGAAAAGAAAUGUAAAACUUUUAACCACAACAUAAAUUUAUGGACUUUGUUCCUUUGAUCUGGGUCACUUGGUUUUACAUGUUUUUUUUUUCCAGGUGAUGGUCCCAAUUUAAGAGAUUUUGUCAUUAACCAUGGAGUAGUGGCUCCACUGCUGAAGUUUGUUAACCCAAAUGUUCCUGUAAGAUUUUAAUUUUUAAAAAGAAGUUGCAGUAUCAUUUGGCCACUGAGCUGAAAUUUAGUUCUUGUUAUAUUUUGAUAUGUGAAAACUUUUCUUUGCAUUUUAAGAAAUUCAAAGAAAUGAAGUUGUAGUUUUUCUUUGUGUCAACCUCUGUAUUGCUUUGUUCCUCUUCUUAUCAUUUAAUAUCUUUCGAAUUUACAGAUCAGUUUCUUGAGAAAUGUGACAUGGGUGAUUGUUAAUCUGUGUAGAAACAAAGAACCACCACCCCCAAUGGAAACAAUUCAAGAGGUAACUUAAUCCUGUGCAGUGGUAAGAAAACCUUCCUGCAGGAUGGAUUUUGUAAGGAUAGCUCCCUUAACAUUCCAAUGUAAUUGGAUUAGUGUGACGUUAGCUUACGUUAGAGUCUCCCAGCUUAGUUAUGAGUUAUCAAUUGUCUUUAUAGAUAGCCCUUUUUUUUUUUGUAUUAACUUUACUAUAAUGCUGAACGUGAAUUGUUGUACUUGUUAUUUGUAGGUUCUUCCUGCACUAGCUCUCCUCAUUCAUCACCCAGAUCUAAAUGUGAGUAGGGAGGUUUUUUGUUAAAAUGACUUCAUGGUUCUAACCUUAAACUUGCAGAAGUGAUAAACAUGUAACUCUUCCUUUAAUAUUCACACCUUAUCCCGCAAACAGUUGAUAAGAAUACUCAACUUAUCAGGUAGAAGUUAUCUUGAUCUAACAUCAAAUUCUUGUAAUUAAUUUACAAGGUAAUAUUUGGCAGGUUGAAGGGAAAAUUAUGAAUUUCAUCUUGGUAGUUAAAGGGUUCAUUAUGGAUAUAGUCUGCUGAAAUGCGUGAAAUGCCUGCCAGUUUUGUUCAGUUUUGUUUAGAGUUUAUUUUAGGGUGGACUCGAGAUGUUUAAGUCACUUGGUGCUUUAUUCUAGAGAUAUCAAUAUCUCAUGACAAAAUGGCUUUAAUACCAUUCUCCAUCAUAGCCAGGAUUAUAAUGAUGGACCCUGGUUAGAAGUUGGAUAAUUUACCAGUAUUUUCCAAGUAGGUAGUCAUCAUCAAUAACGAGGGUUUUGUGCUCAAGGCAGGUGUGGGCAUUUAUUGUUUAUGGUUGGGGUGCAAUUAGGUCAGGCCAGUUGGAUAUCACAACCAGCCUUUUAAAAUAUAAACACUUAAAUUCGGCUCACGCAGGUAGCACACGUAGAUAACACUCUGUAAGGUGUGUCAUGUCACUGUUCCGUUGGUGUGGUCCGUCCCAGCUGGCAAAUGUCUUCUUAAGUCUUUUGAUUUUUCCUGUUUGAAAUCCUAAUCUACCAUCGUCAACAAGUUUCUUGACUUUUCUGCCCAAUUGUAUUUCAGAUCUUAGUUGACACAGUCUGGGCAUUGUCUUAUCUCACAGAUGGCGGUAAUCACCAAAUUCAGGUAUUAAUGGUGAAUGUAGUCAACGUUGUGGAAAUGGUUACAACGCUAUUAACAAAAGAUAACAGUGAAAGUUUGUAAGAAGAGGAAAAAUAAAUUAAUAACAGAUUCAGGUUCGUGUCAUAAGCUGCUGAAGGAGAAAAACACAUUUCAUGCGUGCACUGGUUAAGGUUUCGUUUCCGUUCACUCUCGACCUGCAUUUAAUUUUGAUACUCGCGGUCUUUAGUUUAGUCAAUCAAUAAACAGGUAGGAAACUAAUAUUUUCUUAAAAGUCGUUUCGUACCCACGGACGUUUCGCACCCAGUCGAUUCUUACCCAGCCAGAACCAUUCGUAUCCAGUCAGCUGAUUCGUUUCGCACCCAUACUAAUAAGGAUUAUUUUUCACGUUAAAUAAAUUAAGUAUUUGAGUAAAUGUUAAAAGUAAAGUCGAUUUCUCAUGUUCAGUAGCAAUAUAUUCUGCGCGAAACAAGUUCUGUUUAUGUGGCGUCCAUUUGCGGCCAGCAUUCGUGGGGGGUUUUGUCAAUUUGGCAGCCAACGCUCUUUAAUAAUCAUUGAUUGAGAAAGAAAGACGGAUAAUCGCUUGCACGUGGUCCUGCUUUGACUUGUCGAUUUUUUUUCUCUUAACCACGGAUAUUUUCUGGCUCUAAAUGCAGUGCAGAUGACAAUCAACGCUCGUACAUUCAGUUUAUUCAUCAGUCUUCUGAAAGGUGUAAACUUACGCCCUCCCCUCCCUCCCCCCUUCUGAUAAAACACCAGAGUAGACAUAUUUACGGAAGCAUAUAUCCAAAAAACGUUGGAGGUUUCCAUAGUUAAAAGGCAAUUUUUCCAACUAUAUUUUGGGAAGUUAUGAGAAGUGCGAUCUAGUUUGACGUAGGGAUUUACUAAACUGCCUUUGGUUAACUUUUAGGAAGUUAUUGAUAAUGGAGUUGUUCCAUCCCUUAUACCCCUAUUGAGCCAUGGUGAAAUAAAACUACAGGUAAGUAAAAGCCUUAUCAAUCGUGUACAUGGAAACCACAUGGAAACGACAUGGCAAUAGCUGAAGCAUCAGUUUGCAGCAAAUUAAUAUCAAAGCAUAUUUGUUUUAAGAACAUUAAAAAAAAUCGCAAGUAUUUGAGUCGUUUUCUCCAGUCAAUCGUUAAAAUUAGUGCUAUUAGAGGUUAAGGAUUUUACUGAGCCUUGCUGUUGACUUUAUUUGUUGUCCACUCUCUGUAACCCAGACUGCAGCAUUACGAGCAGUGGGAAACAUUGUCACUGGGACCGAUGAACAGACUCAAGUAAGUUGUAAGUUGUAAGUUUAGACCUAGACACCAUGUAAGCAAUGUUGGUUUAUGUAAUCCGUUACAUAUUUAAGCUCGCGCCCGAUGGUUUCAUCGGAUUACGUGACUGAAAAUGUCAUAGUUGAUAUUCUCUAGAUGUUAUUCCUCAAAUUGCAAACCUCGGUUCUCAUCCGAAUAAAGUUCCUGUCCGAGAUGUGAUUCGUGAUGGUAAAGGGAUUUUUUUUGUUACAAAAGUAUACACAAACUUUUUGGAUCGUUGAGUUUUACGUAAGAACACCGAAACAUCAACGUCUUACUCGUUAAAAGUUUGCCUGUACGCUAUUGGUAAAAUUUUAUUGAACGCUGUGCAAAGAUGUAUGCUUUUUAGCAUCAAGUGGCGGAGCUGUGAAACGAGCGGCGAAGCCCCGAGAGGCAUGAGACGGGAAAAUCGUAUGAAAAAAUUGCUGAUUCUCCGCUGGUCGUUUUCGCGGCUCCGCCUCCCUUUUGUUUCAUCGAACGACCAAAACACCGCUAAUUAAGCAAGAUAAGUGUUUGAAGGAUAGAAAACAUAUUGGUCUCUAUUUGGUUAAAAAAUAUCUUCAUAUUUAUGUCAUAUCUGUUUCCUGAAGCUGUCCUAUUUCUUUUACCUUCGCUCUCGGAAAACUGUUCGCUUCUCGGAACAGAUAAUGUUUGCGAUCAGAUGUCUAAGCAUAUUUUUGCACUCAAUGGAGGCUUCUGUUUCUAAACUUACUUUUUUAUUCCUUUUUCUUCAGGUUGUCCUAAACCAUGACGCCCUGAGCCACUUCCCAGCGUUACUUAAUCACCACAAGGAGAAAGUAAAAAAGGUCAGAAAGCUUAAAUACAAACUUAAUACAGGAUGUAUGGCUUGUGUGCGCAGAAAACGGCGAACUAUAGUUGCGCAAAAGUAUACUAACAGAACAAAAACCUGCAGUGACCUUGAUUAUGAUAACCUCCAUAUUGUACUCAAGUUUACGAUUGACUUCUUUAAAAUAUUAGUUUUAUCUUUACUCGGAAUUAACUGUAAAUACAUUAACUCUAUUUUCGCUGAUAUAAACUGAGGAACAAUUCUAGACAUACUCCUGGUAUGAACUUGCGAUUAGCUUAUUUGAGCAAUAGAGACUUUUCCGUGCUUUCACACCCCUUACCCAAACACUGGAGUGUAGGAAGUCAAUCAUGCAAACCAGAGACGCAAUUAAGGGUUCGCUUUUCUGUAAGGAAGUCCUCCACCCCUUCCCUCCGCCCCUGGUAAUUUAAAGCUGUCUUACUUUUAAGAAGUAUUCCUCAAAAAAAACGCGCCAUUGUUUAACGUCAUAGCCUUGUUUACAUACUUUUAUCCAAAGAAACCUCACGAUCAUUCGUUGUAUUGAAUAGGAGGCAGUUUGGUUUUUGUCCAACAUAACAGCUGGCAAUCAGACGCAAGUUCAGGUAAAUGACCCCUGCCGACUAUUCAUGUAGUAAUCCAUUAGAGAGGAUCAGUCAAAAAAACUACUUAAGAAUUACGGAACCUUUUUUUGAUUGGGUGGAAACGGAAAACGCCGACGAAGCAAGCUGAUAAAAAAUUGCUAGGCUGAACAAGCAGCGGUUUGGGUCGUAAUGUAGUGUAUACAUGUGUUGUAAGUCAGUCCGACUUACACCACACGAGUAUUAUAGUCAAUAACAUCACGGGUAAACUGAUCAACCAGUUUACGCGAACCAGACGUAAAAUACUCUGUCACUUAUAACACUGAUGACGACUUCCACUUUGGUUGUCGAAACGUCAGUCAACAAUAUUUCAACAGUCCUUCUCAGGACUACCCGGACGAUCAGAUUACUUGUUUUACAUGAAAUGUAAGGAAAAAAAUUCGUCUAUUUUGUUGAUCAAUGUGAUAUUUUAGUGGCUUAAUUAACGUGCUCUUUUGAAUUUUAGGAAAUUAUUAAUGCAGGGCUUGUACCACUGAUUAUUCAAACUUUGGAAACGGUAACUAUAAUAUUAGAUUGGUGAUAGAUUCAAUGACAUAGCCUUUUUAAAACUAGAAAUACAAUUUAGCUCUGUUUUUACUAUUACCUUAACAUUCCAUGGGUAUUCCAUCCAUUAAGGAUAAUUUGUGGAAGUAACUGAUAUCCAAUUUUCUCGUUUUUUCUUUAAUUUUUAGGGCGAAUUUCUGACGCAGAAGGAGGCGGCAUGGGCGAUUAGUAAUUUUACAGUGAGCGGCAACCCUCAACAGGUGAACAUUUGCUACCUUUACAAAUUCGCAUAGUUGUGCCCAUGACACAGGUAGCCCAAGCCUCUGCACACAUGCUAACAGCUUGUGAUCCGCAGCUGUAACAGUAUUUCCAUAUUUACAGAGGCUCAAAGUGCGAGCCUGGGCUUCUUGUGGACACAUGGAAAGUAAGGCUGGUUUUCCCUAUUGUCCUCGUUCCGGAGGUUUGGAAGUGGUAAACAUUCUAGGGUAUGUCUAAUGUAUUUUCAAAUACCACUUGGAUGGUGAAGGACGAAAUCUUACGAAAUCAAUGGAAGAUUAAUUGGAUGAUAGUGUCUUGUGUUAUUCUGUUUGAGUCUAGGUAGCAGUCCUAGUAAACUGUGGUGCGAUUCCUCCAUUCUGCAAGUUGUUGGAUUGCAUGGAUACCCAGGUAAAAGUUGUAGACAUGUUGGCGCCCGCGCUUUGCGGCGAAUGGUGUGCAUGCUUUGCCAUCGAAACGUGGGGGCUUGUUGUUAUGACUCAUUAGCGCAUAAAGCUUGCCCAUAUUCUCUUUGUGUGUCUGGAUUCUUGCUGUGGCUUAUCUUGUAGCUCGGAAUGGGUAACUGACUCCUUAGAAGUAACGCGUUUCAAAGUGAGAUCUGAGAUCAGCAAAAUUAACUGACAAUGAUGCAAACUCUUAAGGAAAAGUAGGUGCUGCUGCCACGGAGUGUAGUUUUUUAACAGCUAUUUUUGUUAGAAACCUGGACAACACAACAUCACUUUGCAAAAUCUUUUGGUUCUUUCUCGUGGUCUAGGCUGAAUGGAAGCUGUUUUCGACAGCCACAUCAUUUCUGCCUUCAAUCUUUAUUUGUAUCACGACUAACCACAAGGGUCCUUUGAUGCAGAAAGAUAUAUGUGUGUGUGGUUUUUUUUCCGUAGUUGAACCACUGUAUCGAUGAAUAAGACAUUACCGCUUGUGAAUUUAUAUUAAUGGUGACACGCUUUACAUAACAGGUCGUCCAGAUUGUGUUGGAUGGUUUAAAUAAUAUCUUAAAGGUGAGAAACUUCUCUCUGUCACACUUCACAGCAGACACACAGUUAUUGACUCGGACACGCUGUAAGCUUUUGGUUUAUACUCUGCUGAUUCAAUUUUCAAUCAAGAAUUGUCACAACUAACUUUUAGGGGUUUAAACUUGAAAAGGUUUUGAAACAUGUUAAGUAACGUUGUCUUGAUGACCGAAAUUGUGUUCUUCCGCCAUCGUAACCUGUGUAUUGAAGGAUAAUGGAUACGUGAGUAGGUAGGCUGGCAGGACAAGGCCAGCUAAAAAGGUAAGAAAAAGAGUUUUGUUUUGAGUAAUCUUUGAACUAAAUCUUUUGGUAUGUUGUUGCAGAUGGCAGGGGACAGGUCUGAUGCUAUCGCAACCAUUAUAGAAGAAGCUGGAGGUUGGUAUAUACAUGUAUAGCUUAGUUACAAAUUACAAUAACUAACAACAAUUCAAGACAGAAGUAAGGUUUGUAGUUUUACGUUAAAACUUCUCAAUCCUAAGACUGAUCUAAAAUAAUUUCUCCUCACUGCACUGUCUCACCAUACAUUUCUUCCCCAGUGAUUAAAAUUGUAUUGAUAUCAUGACUACAGAUUCAAUUUUGGUGUCUCCUGGACUUGGAAAGGACAAAAACAGUUGGCGACCCAAAUUUGAUCUGUAUUGGAGGUUAAAUACUGAAAUGAUUUCAAAACAUUAGUUGUUGUCCUAAUGCAAGUACAUGCAUUCCUCUAUACUUCUUAGCGCAGACUGGCAGGAAUAAGGCAUGCAAACAAACGUAUACUUAGAGUGCCUUAUAAACAAAAAUUACUUUAAUAUCUUGGUAUUUGCACUUAUUAUUGCGACUUCGAGAGAUUGGAACAGGGUCUAAUUUUUAAGCAUGAAGCAGGCAUUUAUGAACAGUUUGGGUCUCAGGCGGAAUUGUCGUUGACAGAAUGGACUAGAUCUGUGUUCCUAGAUGACGAGAUCACUAGUUUGAAAUACCUUGUUUUGUUAGACGUGGCUGAAUGUUACAGUUUUAAAAAGUUUUGUCUCUUUUUUUCAAUCGGUCCUGUCUUAUAAGAAGAUAAACAGUUAGCUUUUAAGGAACAUACGUAACUCAAUUUUGCUUGAUUUCGCGAAGUAAAAUUGAAGGUCCUCACAGAGUAAUUCACCGCCUCGCGUAAUAGCAGCCACCGUUUUCACGUAGUUUAGUGUUUGAAAAUUAGUAGCAAUACGUUAGAAGACCUCUUACUCAGCAGUCUUGACGAAGAAUUUCUUUCCUUCUUUUCUUGCUUUAAGUUAUUUAAAACGGAGCUUCACGUUGAAUUCGCUUUUCAUCGUGAAUGUAGCCGAGAAGAGGGUCUUGUUAGGCGUCUAAGGGAAUACAGUCGCUGUCGCUUCAUCCAGUUUGAAAAUUAGUUUCUAGUCCAAAGGAAGGAUUUGAACAGCCAAACCUGUUAGUGAGGCUGUUGCAGGCACCUAGUUUGUGGGGACGGGCGAAAAAGUGGGCGAGUGGGUGGAAAAAUGUGUGGGACUAAGGAGAGCGACGACCCCGUCGAUUCACGCUACCCACUUUUUCACUCAUCCUUACUGAGCAUGGUAGAGGAGAGAAAAGGAGCGAUUAUUGCAAGGUGCCAUGCGCUAUUCAUGGUAGUACAGGGACCAAGAUAGCGCUAUAUGGAAGUCGGACUUUAACUCAGCAACCGUAUCGCGGCCUCAGAAUAAUUUGAUCUGUCCUAUUCCAGGUUUGGAUAAGAUUGAAUUCCUCCAGCAACACGAAAAUGAAGAAAUCUACAAACUCGCUUUUGGAAUAAUAGAUCAGUACUUUUCUAAUGAGGUAUGUUCUCUGUUAUUUUAAUGAGGCUCUGUUUGUUAUGGUGUAGCACGAAAUAAACCAGACGCGAAGCUGCUGUAGUAAUUGUACUCUCUGUAAUUUUUCGCCAUAGACUCAGUCAUACUUGUUCAUCCUAUAUGAGUGUCACUGGGAUUUUUUUCGAUCUCUUCGGGCCGUGAAAAUAGUAAAAAAGGAAGGGUGGCAGUGCUUAUGCCCUCAUAUGAUAGUUAUUUGUCAGUCUUGACCGUGUCAAAACAGGUCUAAAACUGAAGCAAAGCUCUUUGAAACCCCGAUACAGCGGGAACACAAGCGGAAUAGUGUCUUUUCUGGUUCUGUUGACUUGUUAAGGCUUGUUUGUCGAGCUGCAAGGUUGUCUAUACAUUUACGUACCCGUGCACGAAACUAGGCAAAAAAAAUGAGUUGAUAUGAUCUUACACAUGCCCAUGAUCAAGGAAAUGUAACAACUCAUUAGAAACGGGAAAGUCUGAUUUCCCGCAAAUUUAAAAAUGCUCCGAAGUAAGAGUUCCGUUAAUUUCUCACAUUUUUCUAUCUUCACUGUGUUUGCGGUUCAGUGAAGCCCUGUCAUUGUAAUACGCUUGACAGAACAAACGCGGAUUGAAUGUAAAGCUCAUAGCGUCAGAUUUGAUUUGCUCUGUGGUCCUUAGCAUGUGGUUGAUUGUUUUGCCUUGUGACUUCUAGACCUUGCUUGCUCGCUUUCACUGAUUGAAUUGACUCGCUAUGCAUAAGCAAUGACAAUACCGGUGGGAUUCCGGUAAAUUUUUAUAGUGUUAAAGCACCGUGAAACAACCGUGUAGAUAUUAGAUGUACUUGAAAGUACUGUGCGUAAUUUCUCUCGAUUGAUAAGAUGUUGUAACUUGUAUACCUUAAGCCGUUUUCAGUCCUACUUCUUUAGUUUGAAUUCCAUUUUAAUCAUAAGCUGUCAUUCCCAGUUACCUACCUUCAGGUUGUCAAUACAGUGCCUUGCUGCUUGUGUCACUGAUUUUAAACGCUUUUAACGCUUUCUUUGUUAACACUCUUUUUUUAGCUGCACGUUGUCUGUCUACUUGUACAAAAUCUUUUCUGCUGCUGUUUUUAUCUGCACAGGGUGACAACGGUGACGAAGAUUUAGCUCCAACAGAAGUGGAUGGCCAGUUCGAGUUUCAAGCUAAAGAUAAUCUUCCUCCCGGUGGCUUCAAAUUCUGCUAGGCGGCGAUUUCCAACCUUCUACUCGAAAUCUUCCCAAAGAAUGAAGUCGUGGGGGCGUGCGUGGAGGCAUGCGUGCGUGUGAGCGAGCGUGCGAGACGACGCGCGAGAGUGCGAGCGAGAAAACGCGCGAGAGUGCGAGAGAACAAAUCAUGACAGAGAGAGAUCACUUUCGAAAUAAGAGAAUGAACGGAGAGGGCUUGUGAGGGAGUGCGUGAAAUAUGGAAUUGUCUUCUGCAGUAACUCUGUCGCCUAAUCACAAGCGAGGAGACCGUUUCACCAAAGUAAUUUAAUUAGAAGAAUUUCAUCUUAUCAGCAUAUGGCGGUAAUUACUGGCCGCCACCGCUUGACUUUCCCACCGGGUCCAAGCAACAGGAUGAUGCUCCAUUGGAAUGUGUUGGAAUCAUAGGCGGGUGAUAUUACUCGUACUGCCUUGCUAAUAGUAAAAGGAGGCAGAGUAAAUAAGGCUAACCAGAGGAUUUUUUAAAGAAUUACAUCCAUAUGUAUUUAGUGCGAGGAUCAAGAGUCCCACGCUAACAAGUGAGAAGAGAAGAGGUGUUAAGAAAAGAAUCAUCCUGUCUAGGAUUAGUUUCUUUCUUGUUUAGCCAUGGAAGGAACAAACUGAAUGUUACGGUGGACAAUCAUUUUGCCCGAACUUUUAAAAUUUUUCGUUUGAUUUGUUUUGUAUAGAUUUGGAGAUGCCAAAAUGCUAUUAUGUUUAACCACCGUUGUUUUGUAAUUUUGUGCGGUUUUAGAGGAAGAAAUUUUCUCCUUUCCUUUCUGUCUUUUAUCUCAUUCUUAUGAUAAAUUACUGGAAUAUGUUUUGUAAUUCUACGAAAGAUGGAUCAUUGUAUAGUACCGAAUUUUAUUAGUAAAUUUUACCAUUUUUCCC